Molecule: messenger RNA, 378 nt
Organism: Staurois parvus
Lineage: Eukaryota; Metazoa; Chordata; Amphibia; Anura; Ranidae
Source: the annotation of a GenBank genome assembly
CUCUGGUCAUCUCCUGUACUAUGUCCGCAGCCUCUGGUCAUCUCCUGUACUAUGUCCGCAGCCUGUGGUCAUUUCCUGUAGUAUGUCCGCAGCCUCUGGUCAUCUCCUGUAGUAUGUCCGCAGCCUCUGGUCAUCUCCUGUAGUAUGUCCGCAGCCUCUGGUCAUCCCUGUAGUAUGCCCGCAGCCUCUGGUCAUCUCCUGUAUAUGUCUGCAGUCUCUGGUCAUCUCCUGUACUGUGUCCACAGUCUCUGGUCAUCUCCUGUACUGUGGCCGCAGUCUCUGGUCAUCUCCUGUACUGUGUCCGCACUAUCUGGUCAUUUCCUGUACUAUGUCUGCAGUCCAUUGGUUCAGAAUUUUUUUUUCUUUAUUUCCUCCUCU